Molecule: messenger RNA, 749 nt
Organism: Tauraco erythrolophus (red-crested turaco)
Lineage: Eukaryota; Metazoa; Chordata; Aves; Musophagiformes; Musophagidae
Source: RefSeq, a predicted model, not a curated record
GCUUCUACAAUGGCCACACCAAGGUGGCCAUCAAAAACCUGAAGCAGGGCAGCAUGUCACCCAGCGCCUUCCUGGCAGAGGCCAACCUCAUGAAGAACCUGCAGCACCCACGGCUGGUGCGGCUCUACGCCGUGGUGACGAAGGAGCCCAUCUACAUCAUCACGGAGUACAUGGAGAAGGGCAGCCUUGUGGACUUCCUCAAGACCUCGGAAGGAGUCAAGCUCAGCAUCAACAAACUGCUGGACAUGGCUGCGCAGAUCGCCGAAGGCAUGGCCUUCAUCGAGGCCAAGAACUACAUCCACCGCCCGCGCCUGCGGCCUGCCAACAUCCUCGUGUCGGACCCCCUGUGCUGCAAAAUUGCCGACUUCGGGCUGGCCCGCCUCAUCGAGGACAACGAGUACACGGCUCGCGAGGGGGCUAAAUUCCCCAUUAAGUGGAGAGCGCGGGAGGCCAUUAAUUAUGGGACGUUCACGAUCAAUACUGAUGUCUGGUCGUUCGGCAUCCUGCUGACGGAGAUCGUCACCUACGGCCGGAUCCCAUAUCCAGGGAUGACCAACCCUGAGGUGAUACAGAACCUGGAGCGUGGUUACCGCAUGCCACAGCCGGACAACUGCCCGCAGGAGCUGUACGAACUGAUGAUGCAGUGCUGGAAGGAGAGGCCCGAGGAACGUCCCACCUUUGAGUACAUGAAGAGCGUGCUGGAGGACUUCUUCACGGCCACCGAGGGCCAGUACCAGCAGCAGCCCUGA